AAAGAUCGAAAAUGCACGCAGAGGUAAACUUUGGCAUUGACCGUGAGUAGGAACAUGUGACGUUUCCGUCAUUGGUAUUGUAAUCAGUUUAAAAUAUUUACCAUUCGUGAUGGAGAGUGCACUCGAAAGUUUUUAUUACGAGUCAACAACUGAGCCCAUGGCCGAUGCUGCUGCGAAAGAUUGGCGAAAAUGGCUUGCACUAGGCGAAUCACUUGAUUUUGGUCAACGGUGCAGUUUAAUGUGGAUCUGGCCCACAGAAGAUGAGUUACAAAAAUUGGGUUCGGUACUAAAGGUGAACAAAAUUGUCCAUAUACUUAGUGUAGGCUGCGGCAGUGGAUUACUUGAAUGGAUAAUCAAAGAAUGUUUAGGUAUUUCUGUCAGUGGUAUUGAAAUUGAUCGCGCCUGGUGGGAAAGCAAAUAUGCAAUUAAAAGUUUUAUCAACCUAAAUUAUAUUGAAGAUUUGAGCAACAAAGAGAACAUACAAGGAGAUUAUCUUCAAAAGUGUUGCAAUUUGCAAAGUUGGAACUUUGCGCUAAUGUUUUGUUACUUUAAUAAUCAUUCUGCGUUCCUCAACUACCUUAACAUGUACAAAGGAAAUAGUUUGUUAAUUAUCGGACCCAAGGUUGGAAUGGGAGUGUUUACCGAUCCUUUGCCACUAGAACCGCAACUUCCUGAAGGUCUUAACUGGACACUAAAAUCUACGCUAAACAUUGGCAGAAGAGACGUUAUAGCUUUUUAUACGAAGGAGAUUUAAUGAAGUCAAAUAUGUCGGGUUAAAUUAAAUAUAUAUUGUAUUAGUUUCUAUUUAUAUCUAUAUGGAAUUUACAAGCAGGAAUAGUUUGCACUUCAGCAGUCACGGUACUAUUUAUACCUAAAUUCGUCAGCGCCCCUCGAACCAGACCACAAGUGAAAAAUA
Messenger RNA from Rhagoletis zephyria (snowberry fruit fly), 916 nucleotides. RefSeq lists its product as uncharacterized. The record is from RefSeq and is a predicted model, not a curated record. Lineage: Eukaryota; Metazoa; Arthropoda; Insecta; Diptera; Tephritidae.